UUGUACUCUGUUACUCUUAGAAAUACGGAGCCCAUACCAGUUAAACGGGCUCGUUUAGAGUCAACCCCGAUGAUUCCUCAUCAACGGAUUGGCCGUUUUGAGCCGGCAGUCUCGCUACCACAACCUAUCGAAUUUCUACAUCCAAAGAACGAGACUGGUGUGGUGGAGAUAUCUGCUAGAUCCACGCUUCCUCAAGCCGGUACCCCAGCUAGCAUGCAAUGUCGAGUUUGUGGAGAUUCUAGAGCAGGUAGACAUUAUGGAACGAUUGCUUGUAAUGGCUGUAAAGGAUUUUUCCGUCGAAGUAUUUGGGAACAGAGAGACUAUACAUGUCGAUUCGGAGGAAAGUGUCAGAUAAUACAAGAAUAUCGUAAUCGAUGUAGGGCUUGCCGCCUCGCCCGUUGUUUUGAAGUUGGAAUGGAUGCCCGAGCUGUACAAUCCGAACGUGAUAAGCAUAAGAAAAAGCCUUCGCUCUCGUCGUCGCCCUCUAUAAGCAUAGAUGAGACUGUCCAACCACCUAGUACUUCUUCCUUCCAAAAUGAAGCUUCACCUACUAUGUCGCCUUUCAUUCCAAAUUCCAUGAAUUCGGUAAUUCUCAACUCCUCUCCUUCUACUUCAAGUCCUAUGCAAACUUCUCGAGUUACUUUCAAUAAAUUAACGUAUUCCACCAACAUACAAGUUCCCGGAGCUGUGAACAGAGCUUUCGCUGAAACGCUGUCAGUAUAUCCUCCAGUUUCUAAAGCUCAAGAAUUUUCAAACAGAACCAAUUACCAAACAGCCCUCGUUCAGUAUUUAUUGGAUUUAGAGGAGCAGACUGAUAAUAUGUUUGAUACCAAAGAAGACUUAGAAAUUGACCAAGAAUUUGAUAAGCUAUGCCGUGUAGAUGUUACAAUUGAAAUUGCCUUCAAGAAACCCGGUAUUGUCGCAAGGCGAACACCUCCCAAAUGGUAUGCCUUAGAAAGACUGGUAACGUUAGAAGAUGUGCAAAUCGCCUGGUGUAGAUCGUUCGUUCUUUGCGUAGACUGGGCUAAUAUAUUCCGUGAUUAUACAGAAUUAUCAGAGUCAGAUCGAUAUACUCUAUUGAGGAAUCGGGUUGUCUCAGUGAAUUGGCUGUGCCAUACUUAUAAAACAUUCAAAGCUGGUUGCGAUGGAGUAGCUCUAGUCAAUGGUAGUUGGUAUCCUAGAGAUGUGGAAAUGCAGAAAUUACUUGAUCCAGGAUGCAAUCACUAUUUCCAAAUUUUAGCAGAGCAUUUAAUGUUAGACUUGGUUUAUCCCAUGCGUGAAAUGGAAAUGGACGAUGCAGAGUUUUGUUUGCUCAAAGUGUUGAUACUUUUCCGAGCUCAUCGAAAACUUUCGGAAGAAGGAAAAUCUAUCGUUAAUAGGCUUCGGGACAAAUACGUUGAUGCUCUUUUCCACCACAUAGCUGCGAAACAUCCUCAUUUCACUUCACUGGAAAUUACACAAAGAGUUUCAAAGAUUUUAUUACUUUUACCAAGUAUUGAGCAUCUUUCUCAACAAGAAGACGAUAAUGUACAAUUCUUGGCUUUAUUCAAUUUAGCCAACCUCAACGGGUUGCCGUAUGAGUUGCACUCUUCGGUCAAACAGCAUUUGCAAGGUGAAGACGAUACUCAGGUUAACGAAGUGACUUCUAAUGAAGCUGAGAUGAAAGUUUUUGACUUUGAGGCUCCAGUUCCACAUGAGUCAACGGGCUACAAUCUUUCAUUCGCCAAUGAUCUUUUAUGA
Auanema sp. JU1783 is the source of this 1740-nucleotide messenger RNA. NCBI's taxonomy places the organism in Eukaryota, Metazoa, Nematoda, Chromadorea, Rhabditida, Rhabditidae. The record is from the annotation of a GenBank genome assembly.